This is a messenger RNA of Rhodamnia argentea, 2704 nucleotides long. RefSeq names its product protein tesmin/TSO1-like CXC 6. The record is from RefSeq and is a predicted model, not a curated record. Gene Ontology annotation, cellular component: nucleus. The coding region runs from base 449 to 2500 and encodes 683 amino acids. Gene Ontology annotation, biological process: regulation of DNA-templated transcription. The transcript has 8 exons. NCBI's taxonomy places the organism in Eukaryota, Viridiplantae, Streptophyta, Magnoliopsida, Myrtales, Myrtaceae.
CGCACUAUCAGUCCCACCUCUCUCUCUCUCCCUACAUCUCUCUCUCUCUCUAAACCCAAAACCUUUCCCCCGCUCCAUACGGUUCGCGGCUCGCCGGCGAAGACCGGACGAUCGCCGGAGAUGUCGGUAACGCAUUCGGUCUGCGGCGAACUGUAACGUCUCCUCGCCUUGCAAUGCCGUUAUGCGUCGUCGCCGUUACGACAGAGAGCGAACCUUCGGUAAUUUUUUCUCCCGUUUGAGUCGACGUCCUCGUGCUUCGGAUCUCGGAGACAACGCAGUUGCGCCAUUGAUGAUGUCGUUCGUUGGUGACAACUGUGACUUAUAUGCAGCCUUCUAUUUGUUUGCCGUCGAUCAAGUUUCAUCUUGCGGAGUCUGAGGUAAUCUUGAGGACUCAAUCGAGCGACUGAGAGGGAAAUCCUUUGAACUAGCUCAGGCUGAUUGCAGAAUAAUGGAAAAGAGCGAGACCGUGUCUGAUUUGGCGCCACAAAAGCCAGCGAGACAGUUGGAUUUCCCGGAAAUUUGUAGAUCGUCGGCAGCGAAUGUGGCUUUGACAGAGCAUCAAGAGCCCCCAACGAGGCCACAGCCGCCCCCGCAGUUCAGUACGCAGCUCGAGCUUCGGUUGCCAUCUGAAUCAGAAUCGCAGCAACAAUCGCACUUGCAGAAGGCAGUUCAGUGGCAGCCACGGCCAAUUGAGUCACGUUCUUUCCGCCCAGUGCAACUUCAGUCGCCAUUGCAGCCACCGCAGGUUAAGUAUCAGUUGAAGCUCUGUCUGCCGCAGGGGAAACUGCCACAAGUACAGGCUCAGUCUCCACCGCCACGGAUAAUGAUCUUGAAUUCGACUUUGCAGUCACAUCCCCAGCCACAGCCACAGCCACAGCUGCGGCUGAUUCCGUCGACACAGCAGAUACCGCAUCCUCUGCAUAAGGUUCCAGUUCCGGCAGUGCAAGUUGGCGAGCCAGAAUCUCCCAUUUCCCGACCACAUAUUGCUAAUGAAGCAAAAUAUUGUACUCCUACGAAGCCAAAGAGUUGUAAUUGCAAGAGUUCUCGAUGUCUGAAACUGUACUGUGAAUGUUUUUCAGCUGGAGUUUAUUGUGAUGGUUGCAACUGCACGAACUGUCAGAAUAAUAAAGAAAAUGAGUCCACAAGGAAAUUUGCUGUUAGAGCAAUCUUAGAAAGAAAUCCAGAAGCGUUUAGACCAAAGAUUGCUACCAGUCCUCAUGGAUUACAAGACAAUGGGGAUGCGGGGGGAAUUCAAAUCGUGGGAAAGCACAACAAAGGAUGUCAGUGCAAGAAAUCUGGGUGCCUCAAGAAAUACUGUGAAUGUUUCCAGGCUGGUGUUUUGUGCUCUGAAAAUUGUAAAUGCAAGGAUUGCAAGAACUUUGAAGGAAGUGAAGAAAGAAUGACUCUUUUCCAUGGUACCCAUGAUGCUAUGGCCUACAUCCAACAAGCAGCCAAUGCUGCAAUCAACGGAGCAGUUGGUUCCUCAGGGUAUGGGGUCCCUCCAGCUAUGAAGAAGAUAAAACUUGAAAAUUUUUCCAGUAUGGUCCAUAAUGGUAGAUCCAGCCGAGCAAGUGCCCGGUGUCAGCAGGGAAGAAAGUCUGGAGCUUAUGUUGGCGGCAUGGCUUCUUCCCUAUCCACAUCUACAGCUUACACAGCUAAUGCAGCAAUGCCAGGACAUUCCAAAUUCACAUACAGAUCUCUGCUGGCAAACAUGCUCCAACCAGAGGACAUGAAGAAAUUCUGCUCAUUCCUGGUUGCGAUCUCUUCAGAAGCUAGGACUACAUUUGCAGUUUUGUCAUCUGAAUAUGCCUCGCCACUCUAUCUAGAGAAGGAAACGCAGACAGAUCAGCAGAAAGAACAGGAAGACAUUGAAAACUCACUCUCUCUGUUUGCUAAAGCAACAGAGCGUAGUCAAAAGGAUUGUGAUGUUCAGAAAGGCACGAAUGAUGACAACUUGAGUAGGAGUCUAGCAGAAAGAGAAGGAACAGUUGAUUGUGCGUCCAGUGGAGAGGCUUUGCAAAAUGAUCGGCCAGUUUCUCCAGGAACACUUGCGUUGAUGUGUGAGGAAAAAGAUGCUAUGCACAUGGAAGAUAGAAUUGAAAAUGAAGUUGAUGACCAUACUUGUCCCACGAGGAGUAAAUUUAAUAAUGGAGACCGUACAGGGGUCUAUGUGGAGCAGGAAAAGGUUGUCCUAACAACAUUCUUGCACUUCCUUGACAAUCUCAUCACUCAUGGAAGUAAAGCAGACACAUUGUUCAGUCCAGCGCUUCAAACUGGGACAAGAAAAUGGCCAGAACUACAAAAUGACCACACAAAAGCUGGAAGUGAGCCAAAGAAUCACCGUAACUGCAAUGGAAUGGUAAAGUUUCCUCUUACAGAAACUACGGUGGAAUCUCAGAUAGACAGUGGAGUCUCCUGUUCUAAAGAAAAUUCAACUUUAACUAUGGGAUUGGCUACUGAAAAUGCUCGGCUAACGUCCAAGAUUGAAAAUAAGUUGUGAUUUGAAGAAAACAGCCAAUGAAGCACAUUUUGACUUUUCAUUAUGCAGCUGCAAUAUUUUAUUAGGUCCAAAAAAUAUCCUGUCAGAACUAACUGUAGCUUUGCUCAUUUUUUCAUUCAAUUUAACGAUUGGAAAAUGGUUUUUCUAGUUUUCUCUCCUCCCCAUGAUUAACAUUAUAUAUAUGUGGCUGAUUAUUUUUCUGAA